CUCCACUUCUCUUUCUCCCUGUCCCGCCACCUUCACUUCACUGUCUCAGCAGCUCAGAGGAAACAUGUUCAUGAGCUCGACACGAAGCCUGUCGCAACCUCCGGUCUCCUGACGCGCCGCGGCACACACUGCGCUCCACUCCUCCGCAGAAAAUGGAGAACCAGAGCUGUCAUUACAAUGAGACCAUGCGGUUCUUCUACAAUAAUAGUGACGAUGAAUGGGCCAGUAAGCCGAACCAGUUGAUUCUGGUGCAGGUGGUGGGCUCGCUCUUCUGCUGUUUCAUCCUGUUCUCCAACUCCAUGGUCAUAGCUGCUGUCAUCACCAACAAGAAGUUCCACUACCCGUUCUACUAUCUCCUCGCCAACCUCGCCGCCUCAGACUUCCUGGCGGGCAUCGCGUACGUGUACCUCAUGUUCAACACCGGGAAGGUGUCGCGGAAUUUGACAGUCAAAGAAUACUUCUUCCGCCAGGGUCUGCUGGACGUCAGCCUCUCGGCCUCUCUGGCUAACCUGCUGGUUAUAGCUCUGGAGCGCUACAUCUCCGUCAUGGCCUUUAAGGUCCACAGCAACCUGACGAAGAGGAGGGUGACCCUGCUCAUCGUGCUCGUGUGGGGCAUCUCCAUCUUCAUGGGGGCCGUGCCGAGUCUGGGCUGGAACUGCAUCUGCAACCUGGACAGCUGCUCCAAGCUGGCGCCGAUCUUCAGCCGGAGCUACCUGAUCUUCUGGUCCAUGUCCAACCUGGUGGUGUUCCUCGUCAUGGUGGCCAUCUACAUGAGGAUCUACGGCUACGUCAAGAGGAAGACGUCGAUGCUCACGCCUCACACCAGCGGCUCCAUCAACCGCAAGAGGACGCCGAUAAAGCUAAUCAAGACGGUUAUGGUCGUGCUUGGGGCCUUUGUGAUUUGCUGGACUCCCGGCCUGGUUGUCCUGCUGCUUGACGGCAUCAACUGCGAUAGCUGCGAUGUCAUGAAACUGAAACCCUGGCUGCUGCUGCUGGCCGUACUCAACUCCGUCAUGAACCCCUGCAUCUACUCCUACAAGGACGAGGAGAUGUGGACCACCUUCAAGAACCUCCUGCGCUGCAUCGGAAACGGGACCCGGCGGCAGCGCUCCACGAAGGCCAACGCCAGGCCGCUCAGCUCCGCUCAGGACACGGGCAACAGUCAGCCGCCGUCGGAGGAGACCAAGAAUGAGGAUCAGGGAAUACUCAAGACCUGAAUAAAAUGGAACUUGAGAGGAGAUUUUCUUCUGGCCAGCGUUGGCUGGACGUACCUUUCACGAAGAUUCAGAUUGGAGAUGACUUGAAAGAGGAACUACACACUUUCUCUCCACGGUUGCCCACAGAUUAGAAAUAUACCAAUCUUGAAGAGACGCUGCAGGUUAACUGUUCUAGAUUCCGAGGCUGGGGGGUGAGAUGGAGAUAAGAGACUUAAAUGCACUAAUGAUAACUAACAAUGGAUGCAAGGAUGUGCUUUGAUUGUUUUUUUCCAGUUUUUUAUUUUUAUUUUUGAACAUGACUUCCAUUUCCAUAUAAUGAGAGAUGGCUGAUGCAUUAUCCAUCCUUUUUUGGAGGCUCCCUCCUCCUCACCCUGUGGGUUAUUUAAACAUGGAUGAUACUGUGCUCCAAUGACUGAAGAGCGAGGCCACUAUAACAGCACAUACAUUUCUACUUUUACCUCAAAAUAUGGUCAAACGAGUGAUAUGUGAUGUUCUGUAAAAAAUAAAUGGUUGUCUCUUCAACAGUUGAACAAUACUCAAAUUAACCCCUUGUUAAUAGGCGGGUACUAUAACGUUUUAGAUUUUCCUGAAUAUGGCAUGGUUUUAAUAAUUUUAUUAAAAUUUCUUUUUAAAACA
Molecule: messenger RNA, 1853 nt
Organism: Pleuronectes platessa (European plaice)
Lineage: Eukaryota; Metazoa; Chordata; Actinopteri; Pleuronectiformes; Pleuronectidae
Gene: lpar3
Product: lysophosphatidic acid receptor 3
Exons: 3
Coding region: 153-1217 (354 amino acids)
Biological process (GO): G protein-coupled receptor signaling pathway
Cellular component (GO): membrane
Molecular function (GO): lysophosphatidic acid receptor activity
Source: RefSeq, a predicted model, not a curated record